Pleurotus ostreatus (oyster mushroom) is the source of this 891-nucleotide messenger RNA. RefSeq lists its product as uncharacterized. The coding region runs from base 1 to 891 and encodes 296 amino acids. Gene Ontology annotation, molecular function: protein binding. Gene Ontology annotation, biological process: protein folding in endoplasmic reticulum. Gene Ontology annotation, cellular component: EMC complex. The record is from RefSeq and is a predicted model, not a curated record. NCBI's taxonomy places the organism in Eukaryota, Fungi, Basidiomycota, Agaricomycetes, Agaricales, Pleurotaceae. The transcript is spliced from 6 exons.
AUGUCUGUCGCCGCUUCUCUCCAAAAGCUUGCGAACUUCAGAAUACACAAUACCAGAGCAUCACAAGAGACUCUCAACGAGGGCUCAGUGAUCCUCAAGUCUGGCGGCGCUGGAAAAUUGGGUGACGAUGCAUGGGCCUUCCUAGAACAGCUGGCUCUGGCAGCUAUUGAUGUCGGGAGACUGGACGUGGCAGAUAAAUGCUUAGAACAACUCAUUGCAAAGUUCCCUGGCUCCCCUCGCGUAGAGAUCCUAGCGGGCAUUCGAAUGGAAGUGUCGGAGGCACCUGCGACGGUGUUGCAGUACUACGACGAGCUGUUGGAGAAUGAUUCGGCGAAUGGUGCUGCUUGGAAACGGAAAAUCGCCAUUUUUCGGAGAGUUGGGCAGAUAGACAAAGCGGUCGCUGAGCUGUCGCAGUUCCUCGACACGUUCUAUUCCGAUGUCGAAGGAUGGCUAGAGCUCGCAGACAUUUAUUCGACGUGUUCCCAAUACACCCUUGCACUCCAAGCGCUCUCUCAUGUACUACUUUUGGCGGCGCAGAACCCAUUCUAUACCCUGCAGUUCGCAGAAACAGCGUACACUGCGAAUGAUCUCCCCCUCGCUCUCAAGACGGCCCUCGUCGUCAUAGACAUGUGCGAGCAAGAUGAAAUCCAGCGUGUUCCGGAAGGCAUCUUAAUCAGAGCAUGGUGGACCAUUAAACUUUGCUCGAAGCGACUACUUGCGGGCAGCUCGGUAUCUGCCUCGCAUACGGACAUACCUAAGCACCUGAACCUUAUCGACGAGCUCGCCACUGAGAGGGUGCUGCAAGCUUAUUCGGCAGCGGAGAUGGAGAAGAGGGACGGAAAAGAUGCGGCUGGGCGAGGACUAGUCUCCAACUGGAUGACCGCUGUUUAG